CGGAGAAACAAAAAGUGUAUAAACUCUCUUUUUCUCAUUUCUAUAAUUCUUAGUUUCUCUUUUUCUCACCCCCCUCACCUUUUUUUUUUUUUCUUUACCCCCGUUCUUUCUUCAAAUGACCGGUUUUGGAAGAGCUUUACGUACUGAAUUCCUUUUAGAAGAUGGUUAUACUCCUUUAAAUCAUGGUUCUUUUGGUGUUUGUCCCAAGAGUAUACGACAAUAUUUACAACAUUAUCAGUUACUAUCAGAACUGAAUCCUGACAAGUUCUUACGCCUUGAAAUGUUUCCUCUUCUUCAAAAAAAUAAGAACCGUCUGGCUGAAUUACUUCAAUGUGAUCCUAAUGAAUUAGUUUUUGUUAUAAAUGCAAGUUCUGGUAUCAAUGCUGUUGUUAGAAGUCUCAUGCUUCGUCCAAACGAAAAGUUAUUAUGCUUCAGUACCGCAUAUGAUGCCGUGGAGAAGACUUUACACUAUGUACAAGAUGCCCAUCAAGCCGAACUGAUUCCAAUCCAACUAAAUUAUCCUAUGAGUGAUGAUACUAUUUUGGAAAUUAUUCAACAAACUAUUGUACAACAUCAUCUUCCUUCAUCACCCAUCAAACUAUGUGUAAUGGAUGCUAUUACUUCAGUACCUGGUGUACGUUUCCCUUUUGAACGCGUUGUCAAGUUACUUAAAGAAUAUGAUAUUUUAUCCUUGGUGGAUGGUGCUCACGCUAUUGGUCAAAUACCUUUGGAUCUACAUCAAAUUGACCCUGAUUUUUUUGUCACUAAUUGUCACAAAUGGCUCUUUACUCCUCGUGGUGCUGCUAUUCUCUAUGUUCCUCGAAGAAACCAGUAUAUGAUUCAUCCUACUAUUAUCAAUGCCGCUUAUCAAAAUCAUCCUGAUUCUCAACGUAAUGAUGAUGUAUCAACCGCUUUCCAACUGGAAUUUUCUUGGCCUGGUACUAUGGAUUUCAGCUCCUUUAUGUGUAUUGAACAUGCUUUGGACUUCCGUGAAACUCUAGGUGGUGAAGAAAAGAUUCAACAAUACUGUCAUCAAUUAGCUGUGGAUGGAGGAAGAUUGGUUUCUGAGAUACUUGGAACGAAUGUAAUGGAAAAUGAAGAGAACUCACUAACAGUUGCCAUGGUGAAUGUACGACUCCCACUCAAUCCUCAUGAACGUUACUCCGGUCAGGAAGUUGUCCAGGCCAUUAUAUCCAAAUUACUUUAUGAACACAACUGUAUGGGAUCACCUUUCCUCCAUAACAACACAUGGUAUGUCCGACUUUCUGCUCAAGUAUACACCGAUAUGGAGGACUUUGAAGUCAUUGGAAAAGCUUUGCUCAAGGUAUGUCAGGAAUUGGAACAAUGAUUUAUAGCUAUUAUCCAUUAGUGUAUUUUAUUAGUCUACAAUUUCACUAGUUUAGUACAUGUAUUAUUUAUUUAUUCUAUCUACCAAUCAAAUAAAAUGGUUUCAAUCAUUUGCGAUAUUCGAAAUAUAUGUAUUGAGAGCAAGGGUCCAUAAAGUAUUGAUUUAGAAUCCAUUGUAUCA
This is a messenger RNA of Halteromyces radiatus, 1528 nucleotides long. Its product is annotated as pyridoxal phosphate-dependent transferase. Lineage: Eukaryota; Fungi; Mucoromycota; Mucoromycetes; Mucorales; Cunninghamellaceae. Bases 116 to 1348 code for a protein of 410 amino acids. The record is from RefSeq and is a predicted model, not a curated record. The transcript is spliced from 3 exons.